This is a messenger RNA of Salmo salar (Atlantic salmon), 703 nucleotides long. It is a transcript of the gene nrn1a, whose product is annotated as neuritin 1a. Gene Ontology annotation, biological process: neuron projection extension; nervous system development. Gene Ontology annotation, cellular component: plasma membrane. Lineage: Eukaryota; Metazoa; Chordata; Actinopteri; Salmoniformes; Salmonidae. The record is from RefSeq and is a predicted model, not a curated record.
UGCGAUGUGGGCGUGAAGCAGACCGAGAGAUGGGGAGAAAGUGAAAAAAAAAGAGCGAUCACCGCCCUCGCUUUACAAGGGGUGCACCAUUUCACUCCUCUUCGCCACACCGUGAGUGUAACAGGCAACGGGAGAAAAAGCAAGAGUCUGUGAAUGCUGCUGGAAGUUGAUGGCUAUGUGUGAUGCCCAGACCUCAACAUCGUUUUUCUUUCCAAGUUUUUAAGAUCUGCAUACGCCAAUGGUUUUACCACACGUAGAAUGGGAUUAACUUGGUCCGGCAAAUAUAUCUCACUGUUUCUUGCUGUUCAGUUAGCUUAUCUGCUACAGGCGGUGAGAGCGACAGGGAAAUGUGAUACAGUAUUCAAAGGGUUCUCCAACUGCUUGCUGAAACUCGGGGAGAAUAUGGCCAACUAUCCACAGGAGCUGGACGAGAAGGAAAAUCUGCAGACCAUCUGCAUAUAUUGGGAUGACUUCCACUCAUGUGCGACCACUGCGCUGGCGGAUUGCCAAGAGGGAGCAACAGACCUAUGGGAGAAGCUCAAAAAGGAGUCCAGAAACUUGGAGUUCCGAGGGAGCUUGUUUGAACUCUGUGGUGGGGGGAACGGGGCCUCCAAACCCACAGUUCCUUUUGGUCUCACGAUGCUUCUAACGGCACUUUCAGCCUUAGUAACUUGGCUUGCAUUUUAGCAGAAGAAAAAAAAGG